AUGGGGGAGGCGGCGGCGGGCGGCUCCGUGCCCCCGCUGCCGGCCGCCGAGGCGGCGGGCGGGCAGGUGAACGCGCUGACCGUGCUGGCCCUGCUGGAGAAGCUGGUCUCCAUGCUGGAGGCGGUGGGAAACAACCAGCGGCAGAUGGAGCAGAGGCAGCGCGGCUUGGAAGGGGCGGUGCGGGCCAUCCAGAGGGAUCUGGUGAAGCUGUGCUGUAGCCACGGAGCCACGGGGGAGGUGGUGGAGAAGCUGCUGGAGAAGUCGAGGAAGGUGUGCGCGCACACCCGGGCCGUGCGGGAGCGCCUGGACCGCCAGUGCGACCAGGUGCGGCGGCUGGAGCAGCACCACGCCCAGCUGCUCCGCCGGGACCGCUUCAAGGUGCUCAUCUUCCAGGAGGAAAAUGAGAUCCCUGCCAGUGUUUUUGCAAAAGAGCCCGUUCCUAGCAUUACAGAAGGAAAAGAGGAGCCUGUGGAUGAGAACAAAACACUGGAAGAAACUUUGCACACAGUGGAAUUGGGUUCAGAUGAUGAAAUGUUUCAUGAGGGAGAUGACUUAGAUGACAGUGCAGAGGAGAAAACAGAAGAAUCAAGAGCUGAGAAACUUAAAAGAUCCAGCCUCAAGAAGGUGGACAGCCUCAAGAAAGCAUUUUCCCGUCAAAACAUUGAGAAGAAGAUGAACAAGAUUGUGUCGCCUGAACGGAGAGAAAAGAUCAAGAAGUCCCUCACUGUGCAUCACCAGAAAUCCUCCUCUUCCAAGGGCUCGGCUUUCAAAGUGUCUCCCCUCACGUUCGGCACAAAGAAAGGCCGUGAAGGAGAAAGCCCCGCGGAAGCUGAGGACAGACCAUCAGAAGCUGCAAGCAGCGAGCAGGCUGAGAACGAGGAGGAGGCGUCCUUGGCCGACACGCGCUCGGAUGUGACACCCAGCACCUCCCUGGCCGAGGAGGGCAGAGCAGCCGUCGAUUCCCUGGAGAAGGAGGCCAGAGUGGAAGGCAAGGCCGUGAUGAACAACAACAUCGAGCUGUCCAUUGUGGAAGACGACGAAGAGUACGGGGUGCCUCUCGAGGUUUCUAGCCAGAAACUGUUCGACGAGAGAAGCAACCCGGUUGGCGGGGAGGUGGAACAAUCUGAUGAGGAAACGACCCAAGCGGCCGUCCUGCAGGUGGACCAAACCGCGUGA
Cinclus cinclus is the source of this 1176-nucleotide messenger RNA. RefSeq names its product caveolae associated protein 2 (gene CAVIN2). The coding region runs from base 1 to 1176 and encodes 391 amino acids. NCBI's taxonomy places the organism in Eukaryota, Metazoa, Chordata, Aves, Passeriformes, Cinclidae. The record is from RefSeq and is a predicted model, not a curated record. Gene Ontology annotation, molecular function: protein kinase C binding. The transcript is spliced from 2 exons. Gene Ontology annotation, cellular component: caveola; cytoplasm.